AGACGACACCGUAUUCUAAAAGGAGAACCAAUUUUAUUCAAUACUGUCUCGGUGGUAAGGCGCGGGCGCCGCAUCAAAGUUCCGUUGUGUAGAACUCGUGGUUGGAGCUGGAAACCAUUCGCUUGCAUUCGACUGUAAUUUGCAAUUGUAGCUGAGGCCCGAAAGGCGAUUCCGUAAGCAGAGAGUUGCAAUUCAAAUGGGGAAGAAGACGAAGAAACCCGGGAAGGGAAAAGAGAAGACUGAGAAAAAAACAGCCAAAGCCGAGGAAAAGAGAGCUCGUAGGGAGAGUAAGAAGCUCUCUCCCGAGGACGACAUUGAUGCAAUUCUCUUGAGUAUACAAAAGGAGGAAGCGAAGAAAAAGGAAGUUCACGUUGAGGAGAAUGUCCCUGCGCCAUCUCCUCGGUCCAAUUGUUCGUUGACUAUCAAUCCCUUAAAAGAAACAGAGUUGAUCCUUUAUGGAGGUGAAUUCUACAAUGGUACUAAGACAUAUGUCUAUGGUGAUCUGUAUCGGUACGAUGUUGAGAAACUAGAGUGGAAAGUAAUUUCAAGUCCGAAUAGCCCGCCUCCUCGUAGUGCUCAUCAAGCUGUUGCCUGGAAGAAUUAUCUCUAUAUUUUUGGUGGAGAGUUUACAUCUCCUAACCAAGAGAGGUUUCAUCACUACAAGGAUUUCUGGGUACUGGACCUGAAAACAAAUCAAUGGGAACAAUUAAAUUUAAAAGGUUGUCCCAGUCCACGCUCUGGUCAUCGGAUGGUCUUAUACAAGCACAAAAUUAUUGUUUUUGGUGGCUUCUAUGACACUUUAAGAGAAGUGAGAUACUAUAACGAUAUGUAUGUAUUUGAUCUGGACCAGUACAAGUGGCAAGAAGUAAAGCCCAGUCCUGGUGCAAUGUGGCCUAGUCCUCGAAGUGGUUUUCAAUUUUUUGUUCACCAAGAUGAGGUUUUCUUGUAUGGUGGCUAUUUUAAAGAAAUUCAAUCUGAUAAGGGCACUUCUGAAAGAGGAGUUGUGCAUGCAGACAUGUGGUCCCUUGAUCCGAGGACUUGGCAAUGGAACAAGGUAAAAAAAGGUGGGAUGCCACCUGGGCCUCGUGCAGGGUUCUCCAUGUGUGUUCAUAAGAGGCGGGCCUUGCUAUUUGGGGGAGUGGUGGACAUGGAAGUUGAAGGCGGUGAUGCAAUGAUGAGUCUAUUCUUGAAUGAACUCUAUGCAUUUCAAAUAGACAACCAUCGAUGGUAUCCUCUAGAGUUACGGAAGGAGAAGUCGAUAAAGGCAAAGAUUAAAAAAAAUUCUGACCAAAAGGACAAUGAGGCUGCGUUGGAUGAUAAUAUAAAUGAGGAGGUCAUUGACGUUGGCAAAACUGAAGCUCCAGUCGUGGAUGAAUCAUGCAGCAUGGAAACUGACAUUGAUGAAAUAUUUCAUCACAUAUCUUCAUCUGUGUCUAUUAACAAUGGUGGAUUGGAAAUAAGUUCUGGCAAAAAACAACAAGAAUCUAGUUCAAACAAAAAUGCUGUUUUGCCCGAGGUGAUUAAGCCCUGUGGACGUAUUAACUCCUGCGUGGUAGUUGGAAGAGAUACAUUGUACAUAUAUGGUGGUAUGAUGGAGAUUAAAGAUCGAGAGAUCACCCUUGAUGACUUGUAUGCUCUCAAUCUCAGUAAACUUGAUGAAUGGAAGUGCAUUAUACCGGCCACGGAAUCUGAAUGGGUAGAAGCCUCAGAGGAUGAAGAUGGGGAAGAUGAUGAAGAUGACAGUGAGAAUGAUGAUAAUUCUGAAGGAAGCAAUGAAAGUGAUGGGGAUAGUGAUGAGGAGGAUUUUGAGGCUGGGAAUGACGGGUCGCAAAAAGUAGGAGAUGCUGUAGCUUUAAUCAAGGGUGAGGGCAGGAAUCUUCGUAGGAAGGAGAAGCGGGCAAGGAUUGAACAAAUCAGAGCUAACCUUGGGCUUUCAGAUUCACAAAGAACUCCUAUGCCUGGAGAAUCUCUAAGGGAGUUCUAUAAACGUACAAAUCUUUACUGGCAAAUGGCGGCACAUGAGCAUACGCAACAUACUGGAAAGGAACUUCGGAAAGAUGGUUUCGAUCUUGCCGAAUCUCGUUACAGGGAGCUUAAACCCAUCCUUGAUGAGCUUGCCAUAUUGGAGGCAGAGCAGAAAGCAGAAGAGGCAGAAGCUCCUGAAACUAGUUCAAGAAAAAGAGGCAAGAAGAAAAAUAAGUAAAAUAGGUUGUUAUAUUAUUAUUAUUAUUAUUAUUAUUAUUAUUAUUAUUAUUAUUAUUUAAUUUUGCAAAGUAUUAAAAGUUCUGUUACCUUAGGGACAAUCAUUAAUCUUAUAAUUAUGUAACUGCAAUUUGCAAACGAUGAGUGUGUAGAUAAAGGGGGAGAAAUUUUGUUAGUUAAUGACGAUCACAAUGCUUAUUUAUUAUUGAGUCGAAUUCUUUUUCUUUCA
Cucumis melo (muskmelon) is the source of this 2431-nucleotide messenger RNA. RefSeq lists its product as uncharacterized. The coding region runs from base 197 to 2203 and encodes 668 amino acids. The transcript has 20 exons. Gene Ontology annotation, molecular function: protein binding. Lineage: Eukaryota; Viridiplantae; Streptophyta; Magnoliopsida; Cucurbitales; Cucurbitaceae. The record is from RefSeq and is a predicted model, not a curated record.